AGCAACCUGAUACUGUACUGGAGGGGAGAGAGACACAACCAGGCGUUCCCCGCCGCUCUGUCUGAGGCCCGCCCUGCCCGGAGACUCCACGUUCAAUGCCAAAUGCAAUCGCCCCAGGGAGCAACGGAAGAGACGUCUAUUCAAUCCCCUCAAUCAACACGACGGGAAUAACCUAUUUACUAACCAUGAAUAGACCAAAUAUGCCAGUAAUACCAAAUAGCAUACGUAGUAACUACGAAGACGAUGAUCUAUGAGCAUAGCCAAAGCAUUUUGGAUGUGAUGGACCGUUCAACGAAAAGAGCUGGAACGUUAGCGAACUAUUAAAACUGGCUAACAUUAGCUUGCGACCCGAACUAGCUAGCUACGGUGGCUAGAACCGGCUCUUACGUGAGAACAAAAGGAGAAAUUGCAGCAAGGUUUGGGGCAAACGGACUCUGUUCGUUUCCCAACAAGUUUAGCUUUAAUAAUAGUUGGCUAACGUAAGUUUGCUUUCAUAACAGUGUUCUGUUAGCUAUCUAUCUAACUUAGCAAGCUAAUUUGCGACUAACGUUAGCUAUGUCAACUAGCUAGCUAGCAACGGUUAUGUUAGAGAUAGUAAACGUUAGCCAGCAGGACAAUCUCAUCUGACGCCCUGUCUUCAUCGCUAAGAUUUAUUUUCGAUGUGUUGUUCAGUGCUGGACACUUCAGUUCAAGUUAUUGAGCUGACGUGAAAGAGAUAUCGGGAUUUUUUCAAACAUAAACAAGUUGGAGGAGCGACGAGAUCAGGCUUUAGAAGUGUACAGUACUGGCUUGAAUUCAAUGGUGGCGCUGAAGCGAAUCACGAUGUUGGCGUUUGGGCUGUGCGUGAUGGUCCUCCUCCCCCGGGUCGCUGCUGCUGAGGGGGAGGAGAGAGAGUGUGCGUUCACUGAUCAGCAGCAGCAGUGGGAGGUGGAGAGGGUUGCAGGGGGGGAGGGCCGCGUCUCCCCGGAGAACACCACCAUCCGCUGCGUCAAAGGAUCCCACUGCUUUGGCCUCUGGGAGAAGAGCCUUCCUGGGGACAUACGACUGGUUAAACAAGGUUGUUGGACUCAUCUUGGUGAUCAGCAAGAAUGUCGUGACGACCGUUGCGUGGUAACCAACCUGCCUCCCCCGAUCCAGAACGGAACGUACCAUUUCUGCUGCUGCAGCACUGACAUGUGUAACGUCAACUUCACUGAGGACUUCCCUCCUCCCCUCCCCACUACAGCACAGCCCAUCUACCACCAGCUACAUUGUGAAGAGACCAUUGUCAUCUCCUUGGCGAUUAUCUCUGUGCUGGCUGUCAUCAUCGUCGCUGCCUUCUUCGGUUACCGCAUGCUUCGCGGAGACGGUAAACAAGGUCUCCAUAACCUCAACAUGAUGGAGGCAGCUGGUUCUGAGAGCUCUCUUGACCUGGACAACCUCAAACUACUAGAGCUGAUUGGCCGAGGCCGGUACGGCUCAGUGUUCUCUGGGUCAUUGGACGAGCGCCAGGUGGCGGUGAAGGUGUUCUCCUCAGCUAAUAGGCAGAACUUCCUGAACGAGUGUUCCAUCUACCGGCUCCCCCUGCUGGAGCACGACAACAUUGCCCCUUUCAUUGCUGCAGAUGAACGGCUGGGGGCCGAGGGCCGCAUGGAGUACCUGCUGGUCAUGGACUACUACCCCCACGGUUCUCUGAGUCGGUAUCUGAGCCUCCACACAGGUGAUUGGAUGUCCAGCUGCCGUCUGGCUCAUUCUGUCACCCGAGGGCUGGCCUACCUGCACACUGAGCUGUUGAGAGGAGACAUCUACAAGCCAGCCGUAUCUCACAGAGAUCUGAACAGUAGAAACAUCCUAGUGAAGAACGAUGGAACGUGUGUCAUCAUUGACUUCGGCCUCUCCAUGAAGCUGACAGGGAACCGUCCAGUACGGCAGGGAGAGGAGGAGAACGCUGCCAUCAGUGAGGUGGGGACCAUCCGUUACAUGGCUCCAGAGGUCCUGGAGGGGGCGGUCAACCUCAGGGACUGUGAGUCCGCUCUGAAGCAGGUGGACAUGUACUCCCUCGGCCUCGUCUACUGGGAGACCUUCAUGAGAUGUACCGACCUCUUCCCAGGGGAGUCCAUUCCAGAAUACCAGAUGGCGUUCCAGGCUGAGGCUGGGAACCACCCGUCUUUUGAGGACAUGCAGGUCCUGGUGUCCAGAGAGAAACAGAGACCCAAGUUCCCAGAGGCCUGGAAGGAGAACAGCCUGGCGGUGCGCUCCCUGAAGGAGACCAUGGAGGACUGCUGGGACCAGGACGCAGAGGCUCGUCUGACAGCUCAGUGUGCAGAGGAGCGCAUGGCGGAGCUCCUACUGAUCUGGGACCGGAGCAAGUCUGUCAGCCCCACCCUGAACCCCACCAGCACCACCUGCUUGGCCCUGCACAAUGAAAGAAACCGCAUGGUGCCAAAGCCGAGCCCCUACCUGGACCCUGCCUCCUCCUACAUUGACGAGCAGGACGGCGUGGCUAAGAACACACAGGGGGACACCUCCUCUGCUGUGAAUGGGCGGGCUGGAGCUGGGGGCGUGGCCGGAGACAGGAACAGAAACUCCAUCAACUACGAACGGCAGCAAGCAGCUCACGCCCAUCUCCCCAGCCCCUCCUCUGGCCCCGCCUUGACCGCCAUUUCAGAGUCCAGCCAGGGUCACGACCCUAACCUCCACCUGACCCUGACUCAGGAGGACCUGGAGACCACCAAGCUGGACCCCAAGGAGGUGGACAAGAACCUGAAGGAGAGUUCUGAUGAGAACCUGAUGGAACACAGCCAGAAACAGUUCUAUUCUCCUGACCUCCUCAGCCCCGCCUCCUCCUCCCUCCUCUUCCCCUUCAUCAAGAUGGCCUCCGAGGCUUCUGGGUCAGCUGACCCUCCUCCCGCCCUUUUCCCCCUCCCCAAGCAGCAGAACCUGCCUAAACGGCCCUCCAGUUUGCCACUCCGCUCCAAGACGCCCAAGAAAGACCCCUCCACCUCUCUGAGGUUUAAGUUUGGUCGCCACGGAAAGUCCAACCUGCGACAGGUCGAGGGCGGGGCUAAAACCAACAUCAUUUCAAACUCCAACAGCCUCUCUGAGCCCCACCGGGUCGCAGCUACCAACAACCUGCCAGUCCUGCGGGACCUCCCAGUGAACGGGCACCUACCUGCCGGGUCCUCGUCCUCUCCUGCUGGGGGGGCCAGCAGCACGCUAACACAGAGCGCCAACGCUAGCUUGUUGGGCUCCGAGGAGGGACGUCUGGGCCUGAUCACCGCCAGCCCCGACGAACACGAACCGCUCCUGAGCAGAGAAAGAGAGCAGCCGGGCCUUGGCACCGCCCACACACGACCAAACAACAACAACAGCAACAACAACAAUGGACUGGCACUCGGGGAGGGGAAUGGGGGAGGAGAAGAGGAAGGGGAGGAGGAGGGAGCUGGAGCCAGUGGAGAAACCACGUGUCCCCUGGAGGAGGGCUCCACGUCGGGCUCCCUCUCUGGUCCUGAACCAAACCCGGUCCCAAUGAGAGGUGAGGCCCUUCUCCGGCAGCCCAAAGGAGGCCGGCGGCCCGAAAGACCCAACUCCCUGGACCUGUCCUUCACCACCAGAGACCUGGUCUCACUGGGGGAGGGCUUGGUCCAGAACGAUGGAGCCGAGAAGAUAAAAAAGCGUGUUAAAACUCCGUACUCCCUGAAGCGCUGGCGACCCUCAACCUGGGUAGUCUCCACGGAUACCAGGGGGUCAGAGGUCAAUAACAACAGGGGUCAGGGUCAGCCUCGGCCCAAGUCCAGCUCAGCCGUGUAUCUGACCUCUGAACCCAGUGACACCCGUGUCUGAUCUCUGACCUUGAAAAGGACAACACAAACAGUUAGACCGUAGAGAGUUGCCUGGGUAACGGCACAAGAAAUUUAUCAUGAGACUUUCUAACAAGCAGUUGGUUGUGUACAAUGCAGUUAAUGUCUCUUACUAUGCGUCUUUCAAUGAAAUUGCUUUAAUUUGAAUCAAGCUAUGCAGCAAUCGCUUUCCUACUGCUAGGUUAGAGUUUUCAUUUUUAUAUGUGCAUAUUAUGUUUCGUUGCCUUCUCCAGUUGCACUUUGGAACAGCUGAAAUCUCAAUCUGUGACCUUGGCGAUUGGUCUCUAAACUUUAAACAAUCAACGUAUUUGGGUGCUCUUAUGUAUUUUGGGGCACAAUUGCAUUGAAAGGAGUUUGCUUUGUAAACGAGUAACUUUGGUCUUAAAGACAGAAUUAUCGACUUCCCCUUUUUUUUUAACUUUAUGUUAAUUUGUAUCUUUUAUUAAUUAUCUAUCACUUUUUUGUAUCAGACUUUUUGUGCAAUAGCAUAUUGCUUUUAGGUGCUUUUCAUAUUUUUAACACAUUGUUUUAUUUUUCUUAUAUUUUUUUUAUAUAUAUUCGCUGUCUUGCACUUAUGGUUAAAAUGUCAAUAUUUUAUUCAGUCCGUAGCCCUUCUUUUUAGUAGAGGAAUCUAUCAGACUACAACUUCUCCUCUCUUCUUCUCUCUUCUCUAAAAAAACAACUGAAUUACUCCCCAGAGCUUGUAGCUCAGUGGAAUUUUAUUCAACUGUAACUCUGGGACUACAUUCACCAGAGAACUCUGGGACUACAAACACCAGAGAACACUGGCACUACAAUCAUCAGAGAUCACUGGGACAACAAUUACCAGAGAACACCAGGACUACAAUCACCAGAGAACACUAAGACUACAAUCCCCAGAGAACAGUAGGACUACAAUCACCAGAGAACACUAGGAUUACAAUCACCAGAGAACACCAGGACUACAAUCACCAGAGACCACUAGGACUACAAUCAUCAGAGGACACCAGGACUACAAUCACCAGAGGAACACUGGAUCAGUGGGACUUCACUCACCAGAGUGCUGGGGCUCUGGGACUAUCAAGAAAAAAUGGAUGCAUCUGUUAUAGAAACUGACAAACAGCAACAACACCUCACUGUGACCUGUCUCAACAGAAAACAGACAUGGACACCCACAAUCCUGUCUGCUUGGAAUUCAUACCUUCUGAAACACAUUGAAACCUUUUCCUUGUCUUGUCAAUUUGUAAAGUGUGUGAGAGAGAAAGAAAGAUCCUGGUUUUACUAUUCAUGCAGAGACCAGAAUUCUCCAUGAAGGUAGUGAAUCAUGACAGUUCAGUUCAGGAACUCAACAGUGGGGUACAAUAUGGGUUAGUUAUAGGUUUAGGCAUUAGGGGUUAAGUUUAGGCAUGAAGUCUAAAAAAUCAAGUUUAGGGGAAAAGGAAAAUAGGGAAUAAUGUUUCUGGUCCCCACAAGGAUAGAAAAUCAAAAGUGUGUUUGCGAAAGUGUCACCUUUUUGGGGCUGUCUGUUUCAGUGCUGCUUCAGAGGACGAAGUUAUCGGUUUUGUAAUCUGUAAUUUGUAUGAGAAAUAUGUAUGUGUAUCUAAUAUCUAAAAAAAAAAAAAAAUGAAUAUUUGCAUCAUGUAUAUGGAAUUCUGUUUUGCAUUCAAUGGAUAUGGCUUUUUAAUUCCACUGCUAUGCAUCAGCCCAGUUGGCCUAACAACCUGUCCGAUUCUGCCACUACCGAUCGCUCACAGAAAUCUGCUAGUGGGCGUAGCGUUUGACCGUAGCGGUGUGGGCGGGUGGUCAGGCAGCUGACGGGUUGGGGGUUAACCCCUCUUCUCUGUGCUGUGUUAUUCUGAUGAUUUAUGAACACUAAAGUUUUGACACAAAAAAUAAAUACAAAUCUUAAUAAA
Molecule: messenger RNA, 5731 nt
Organism: Esox lucius (northern pike)
Lineage: Eukaryota; Metazoa; Chordata; Actinopteri; Esociformes; Esocidae
Product: bone morphogenetic protein receptor type-2
Exons: 13
Coding region: 799-3822 (1007 amino acids)
Biological process (GO): cellular response to growth factor stimulus; BMP signaling pathway; protein phosphorylation
Cellular component (GO): signaling receptor complex; plasma membrane
Molecular function (GO): transforming growth factor beta receptor activity; ATP binding
Source: RefSeq, a predicted model, not a curated record